Molecule: messenger RNA, 1509 nt
Organism: Macadamia integrifolia
Lineage: Eukaryota; Viridiplantae; Streptophyta; Magnoliopsida; Proteales; Proteaceae
Product: TPR repeat-containing thioredoxin TDX
Exons: 11
Coding region: 60-1247 (395 amino acids)
Molecular function (GO): Hsp70 protein binding; protein dimerization activity
Source: RefSeq, a predicted model, not a curated record
GGAUACUAGAAGGGCCGGCUGCCAAGAGAGAGAAAGAAUAGAGAGAAAGGGCGGAAGAGAUGGAUGCUUCGAAGGUUGCAGAGCUGAAGCUGUUCGUCAAUAAGUUGAAAUCAAACCCUUCAAUCAUUAACGACCCUUCUUUAGGGUUCUUCAAGAGUUAUCUCCAAAGCCUUGGAGCUCGAAUUCCAGAAGAUACAGAACCUGAUGAAAGCGAUGAUGAUUCAUCCAAUCCUGAGGAACAUGCUGAUCGUGGUAGUUUGGAGGAUGAACUUGUUGAAUCGGAUAUUGAGUUGGAUAAUGCUGCUGUUCUAGAACCCGAUAAUGAUCCUCCGCAGAAGAUGGGGGAUCCCUCUGUAGAGGUUACGGAGGAAAAUCGAGAUGCUGCUCAAAUGUCCAAAUUGAAAGCUAUGGAUGCUCUCUCUGAAGGUAAGCUGGAUGAAGCCAUUGAACAUUUAACUGGAGCAAUCUUGUUGAAUCCUAGUUCUGCCAUCUUAUAUGCAACUAGAGCUAGUGUCUAUGUGAAAAUGAAUAAGCCAAAUGCUGCUAUUCGUGAUGCAAAUGCUGCUCUCGAGAUAAAUUCUGAUUCAGCCAAAGGGCACAAAUUUCGAGGAAUUGCAAAGGCCAUGCUGGGCCAAUGGGAAGAGGCGACUAAGGAUCUUCAUGUAGCCUCAAACUUGGAUUAUGAUGAGGAAAUUGGUUCAGCUCUUAAGAAGGUUGAACCUAAUGCGCACAAAAUUGAGGAGCAUCGCAGGAAAUAUGAGCGGUUAAGAAAGGAGAGGGAACUAAAGAAAGCAGAACGUGAACGGGAGAGACGGCGAGCUGAAGCUCAAGCUGCUUAUGAGAGGGAGAAAGCAAAGGCACAUUCGUCAGUAAAAAGAUCUGAUUCAGAGCCCACUUCUUUACAAGAUGGACAAGUUGUUAGUAUUCACUCUGCCAGUGAGUUGGAGACCAAAUUUAAUGCUGCUUCUAAUUUAUCCCGCUUGGUGAUCCUGUACUUCACUGCAACCUGGUGUGGCCCCUGCCGCUUCAUUUCUCCUCUUUACACAAGCUUAGCAGGGAAGUAUACUAAAGUUGUUUUCUUAAAAGUGGACAUUGAUGAGCUGAGAGAUGUGGCUGCACGUUGGAAUAUUAGUAGCGUUCCAAGUUUCUUCUUCAUAAAAAAUGGUAAGGAGAUUGAUAGAGUUGUAGGGGCAGACAAGAAUGAUCUUGAAAGGAAGAUUGCACAGUAUGCAAGUCAGCAGUCUUGAGGGACAACUGGGUGUUAUCAAUGCAUUCACCUUGGUGUUUCUUGGUUGGAGAAAUCUUUGGGUGGUGUGAAGCAUACUACAUAACUACAUGUGAUGGUUAAUAGUAAAGUUUCUCUAAUGAAUACACUCUUUUGGCUUUUUGUUCCUCUUGAACUACAUAUCGAAACAUCAUGCUUGAAAAUACACAUUGUUGUUACUGUUAUUUGUAUAUGGUGAGUGUGUUUUUGAAGCUACUGUGCUAAUGAAAGGUACAUUUGGUCAA